Cynoglossus semilaevis (tongue sole) is the source of this 1373-nucleotide messenger RNA. It is a transcript of the gene srr, whose product is annotated as serine racemase. NCBI's taxonomy places the organism in Eukaryota, Metazoa, Chordata, Actinopteri, Pleuronectiformes, Cynoglossidae. Gene Ontology annotation, molecular function: threonine deaminase activity; L-serine ammonia-lyase activity. The transcript has 7 exons. Gene Ontology annotation, biological process: L-serine catabolic process; L-threonine catabolic process. The record is from RefSeq and is a predicted model, not a curated record. The coding region runs from base 141 to 1112 and encodes 323 amino acids.
AAAAGCGUCCCUCUGGAAACACGGCGGCAAAACGGAACCAAAAAUCCGAACGGGAGGGACAAGUCGUGUAACGCCGUUGUCAACACGGCAGAGUUGUGAUCUGGUCUUUGCGUGAACGAAACGUCCAAUAGUUCCACAAGAUGGCUGAAGUGUCUGCAGACGCCGUCACCCUGGAUCUGCUGAGAGAAGCCAGAGAGACAGUGAUGAGCAGCCCACUAGGUGUCAUCAAAACUCCCAUGAUCCCCUGGUGUCAGACCAGCCUACCGCUCAACAUCAACUGCAACAUCCACAUCAAGCUGGAAAACAUGCAGACAACUGGGUCGUUUAAGAUCCGAGGAGUUGCUAAUCAGUUCGCCAGGAGACCCGCGGGCGGUCACUUUGUCACCAUGUCUGCAGGAAAUUACGGGAAGUCUUUUGCAUAUGCAUCAAAACACUAUGGGUCAAAGGGCAAAGUGGUGAUGCCUGAAACCGCUCCACUGUCCAGAUCCAUCCUCAUACAGAGUUUUGAAGUGGAGGUCGAGCGAGUUCCGACGGCCAAUCUGAUGAAUGUUGUCAACCGAUGUGUUCAGGACAACAACAUGACAUUCUUGCACUCGUACGAUGACCUGGACCUGAUCGCAGGACAUGCCAGUCUUGGUUUUGAGGUGCUGGAAGUGACCCCUAACCCAGAUGUUGUUGUGGUUUGCUGUGGUGGAGGGGGGCUGCUGGCUGGUGUAGCUGCAGCCAUUAAACUGUCAGGCUGCGACCAGACCAGGAUCUACGGUGUGGAACCAGAAGGAGCUUGCACCAUGUACAAGAGCUUCAUCGAGAAGACCCCAGUGGGCAUGGAGACCAGGAGCGUGGCCUCGGGCCUUGCACCACCAUUCGCAGGCCGGCUGCCCUUCGAGUUGUGCCAGCGAUACGUGGAAGGCAUCGUCCUGGUGAGUGAUGAGGAGAUCAAGGCAGCAGUGUCUGCCCUCUACAGGUCAGGGCUGGUAGUGGAGCCUUCAGGCGCUGCUGCCUUCGCUGCCAUCGUUAACGAGAAGAUUCAAGAAAUGGAGGGAAAGACCGAUGUGUGCAUUCUCAGCGGAGGAAACAUCGGGAAGGACGAGCUCGCCAACAUCCCAGACUGAUGAACAUCUGAAGGUCAACUUUCCUAGUCUGUACUUAAAGGUUUACUAUUGUAAGGACGUUCAAAUGUCAACAGUGAACGUGGGAAAUAGUUCUCAGAGACUGAGUCCAUAUUUAGCCUCAAAGGUUUUAUAUUUCCUUAUUUAUCUCUUUUUACCUGCCAUUAUUAUAAUAAUAUUGAUUAUAAAAUCAAUCAAUAAAUUUCAUUCACCGUCAACAUUGCAUUUUGAAAGGACUAAGAAGCAAUAAAAACUACCUCCAAA